Diachasma alloeum is the source of this 2664-nucleotide messenger RNA. Its product is annotated as cleft lip and palate transmembrane protein 1 homolog. The transcript has 3 exons. Lineage: Eukaryota; Metazoa; Arthropoda; Insecta; Hymenoptera; Braconidae. Gene Ontology annotation, cellular component: membrane; endomembrane system. The coding region runs from base 581 to 2488 and encodes 635 amino acids. The record is from RefSeq and is a predicted model, not a curated record.
AUAAAUGCUGUCUUUUUUCUUCUUCACACCAAGUGGUUGUCAGAGCGCUGAAAAAACACAAAAUAUACUCAACUGUGAUCGAGCCGACUGUGAUUGAGUCUCGAGUGCUUCGCGUAUUCUUCGUAUUUUAACAUUGAGCCCUCGUUCCAAUCACGAGAAAGUGACUCCCCUCUAAACCCCCAAAACUCCACGUGGAAUUAAAAAAAAAACUCUUGAAAUUUCGACCUCGGAGUGAAUUCCUCUCGUCACCAGUCGCACUCCCUUUUGGAGUCCCGACAAGUUCUCUCUCCCCGGACUUCCGAAUUUAUCGCAAAUAAAAUCCCUUGGGGACUGGAUUUUCCGGUCAAUCAGUGGUUUUUUUAUAAUCACGGAAAAUUCGAGGGGCCAAAUUGGGGAGUCAUCGUCACUCCCCGUGACUCGCGGAGUUUUCGUCGAGGACCGGAGGCCCAGGAGUCACCGAAAUAACGGACAGUAGAUCGUCCGGGGAUUGGUGAACCUCAGGUGAAGAUUGUUGAGAUAAAAUUCGGCUGGAAAAUAGAGACAUCGUGAAGUUGAUGAUACUGUCACGAGCGACAUUUCCAUGGCGGAUCAACGUGACAAUGGUCAAUUACUCGCACGAGAUAAUGAUAAUAAUGGGGACAAUCAGGUGGUGAACGAGUCGGACCCCUCAGCCCGCCCGAACAACCAGCCGAGCCGAUGGGAGUCGUUCUUCGCGGUGGCAAAGUCCCUGAUAGUAAGAUCCCUCAUCAUCUACUUCAUCACCUCCUUCUUCAGACGCGCCCCAACGGACCCCGCCUCCUCGAGCCUGGGGGCCUCAGCCCCAGGAGCUCGCCUCCCCGCAGUAAACAUCUUCGAGAACGGCACGGCCUUCGACCUCUGGGUCUUCCUCUCGGAGUCCGAGGACUUCAACUCCCAGGACGAUCGCGCCCUGGACCACCUAGUCUGGCACGAGAGGAACCUCAUCUACGGGGACUGGUACUCCGGCCCCACCAGCGAUGGAAUCCGCACGAUGGACUACACCUUCGAGCCCUCGAAGCGACUCGUCAACAACGGCUCGAUCUACAUUCACGUCUACGCGACGAAGAGGAAAAAUUCCCAGACGACAGACGACAGCAGCAGCUUCCGGGGGAGCAACAGCACCUACUGUUACGUGAAAAAAAUGCUGAAUAAGUUCAAAAAAAUCCGCUACCAGAGGCGGCACAAUCUGCUGACUGGCGAGACGACAGCGACAGCUGAGGAAAUCAAGAAAGCUGAGACCAUGGACCAGGAGAUUGUCUCCCACUGGCACCCCAACAUCACCAUCAACCUCGUCACCGAUCAGACCAACUGGGUGCACGGGCAGGUGCCCCCACCCCUCGACGAGUCCAUCGAGUUCAUCAAGGGGGGCAGUGCCUACAAGCCUGUGAUCCACCUCAACGACUUCUGGAACAUGCAGAGGGACUACCAGCCUCUGAAUGACAGUGUCAAGACGUUGGAGCUGCAUCUCACUUAUCAGCCACUCUCCCUGUUCAAGUGGCAGAUCUACUCGGCGCAGUCCAUGAGGAACAAGUGGACGUCCUCGCUGAUGGGGGAGGCCGCUGACGAGGAGGAUAAUGAUCAGGAUACACUCAAGGAAACUAUUCUAGAGACCAAUCCCGUUUUGCUGGGGAUGACCAUCUUUGUGUCCAUUCUGCACAGUAUUUUUGAAUUCUUGGCGUUUAAAAAUGACAUUCAAUUCUGGAACAACCGAAAAUCCCUGGAAGGAUUAUCAGUCCGAUCAGUCUUCUUCAACGUCUUUCAAUCGCUAGUAGUGCUUCUAUACGUCUUAGAUAACGAAACAAAUACCCUAGUCCGUAUAAGUUGUGGAAUAGGUCUGUGCAUCGAAAUAUGGAAGAUAAAUAAGGUAGUAGACAUAAGCCUCGACCGAGAGAGUCCCAAGGUGUUGGGAGUAUUUCCAAGAGUUACAUUCCGUGACAAAGGAUCGUACGUUGAGUCUUCCACUAAAGAGUACGACAGACUAGCAUUUAAAUAUCUAUCCUGGGCACUCUACCCACUUCUCGGUGGUUACGCCAUUUACUCACUCAUGUAUUUGGAGCAUAAAGGCUGGUACUCGUGGGUUUUAAACAUGCUUUACGGAUUUUUACUGACAUUUGGGUUCAUCAUGAUGACACCACAGCUAUUCAUUAAUUAUAAACUCAAGAGUGUUGCACAUCUGCCGUGGAGAAUGAUGUCUUAUAAAUUCUUGAAUACAUUUAUCGAUGAUAUAUUCGCUUUUGUCAUUAAAAUGCCGACGCUCUAUCGACUCGGCUGUUUCCGCGAUGAUAUAGUGUUCUUUAUAUUUUUGUAUCAACGUUGGAUAUACAAAAUUGAUCAUUCGAGGGUCAACGAGUUUGGCUUCUCCGGGGAAAUGGAGGGCCAGGCUUCGAGUGACGAGAAAAAUAAAUCUGUUGAGAAUUCAGGGACAUGUGCCCCUGUUAAAGCUAUUGAAGGCAGCAAAAAGGAUGAUUAAUGCUGAGUGAGAGAAUUUCGUUAUAAAUAAAUUCCCCUAAUUUGAGUUAGAUGAAUUUGUUAUAUUCGUAUGUAUUGUAAUUAUCGUAUUAAGUUAAUUCUUUUGAACGUGAGUGACGUUAACUGUACCAAAGUACAAAGAGAACUGUCAUAAUAUAGAAAUUGCUGUUCAUCUCA